AUGUAUACAAGCCAUGAGGAUAUCGGGUAUGACCUUGAAGAUGAUCCCAAGGCUAAGAAGACCCUGAAGCCCCACCCAGACAUCGACGGUGGGUGGGCCUGGAUGAUGGUCCUUUCUUCCUUCUUUGUGCACAUCCUCAUCAUGGGCUCACAGAUGGCCUUGGGAGUCCUCAAUGUGGAGUGGCUUGAAGAGUUCCACCAGAGCCGCGGCCUGACCGCCUGGGUCAGCUCCCUGAGCAUGGGCAUCACCUUGAUUGUGGGACCUUUCAUCGGCUUGUUCAUUAACACCUGCGGGUGCCGCCAGACAGCGAUCAUUGGAGGGCUGGUGAACUCUCUCGGCUGGGUGUUGAGCGCCUACGCGGCCAAUGUGCAAACUCUCUUUGUUACCUUUGGAGUGGCAGCUGGCCUCGGCAGCGGGAUGGCCUACCUGCCUGCGGUGGUUAUGGUGGGAAGGUACUUUCAGAAGAGGCGAGCCCUAGCCCAGGGCCUCAGUACCACAGGGACAGGCUUUGGGACAUUCUUGAUGACUGUUUUGCUGAAAUACCUGUGUGCAGAGUAUGGCUGGAGGAACGCCAUGUUCAUCCAAGGCGCCGUGUCCUUGAACCUCUGUGUUUGUGGCGCGCUCAUGAGGCCCCUCUCUCCUGGGAAGGUAGAAAACUGCUCGAGAGAGGAGAAGCCCUGUGCUCUCCCAGCUUACUCCGCUGAAUCUGGGAAAUCAGGACCACUGAGCAUCACUGAAGAACAGGACAGACCGCCUGGGAACGAGGAAACCGUCUGUGACCUUCAAGCCCAGGAAUGUCAAGGUCAAACCCGGCCCGGGAAGAACGCGUGUGCUUUCCGGGUUCUGAAGACAGUGAGCCAGCUCACUGUGCGAGUCCAGAAGGGCUUUGGGGACUGGUACUCGGGCUAUUUCGGAGCGGCCUCACUCUUCACCAACCGCAUGUUUGUAGCCUUUAUUUUCUGGGCUCUGUUCGCAUACAGCAGCUUCGUCAUCCCCUUCAUCCACCUGCCGGAAAUCGUCAGCUUGUAUAACCUGUCAGAACAGAACGACGUGUUCCCCCUGACUUCAAUUAUAGCAAUAGUUCACAUCUUCGGGAAGGUGAUCCUGGGGGCGGUGGCUGACCUCCCCUGCAUCAGCGUCUGGAACGUCUUCCUCAUCGCUAAUUUCACCCUUGUCUUCAGCAUCUUCCUUCUGCCCUUGAUGCAUACCUAUGCCAGCCUGGCUGUCAUUUGUGCCCUGAUUGGGUUUUCCAGUGGGUAUUUCUCCCUCAUGCCUGUGGUGACAGAGGACCUGGUUGGCACUGAGCACUUGGCCAAUGCCUAUGGCAUCAUCAUCUGUGCCAACGGCAUCUCGGCUUUACUGGGACCACCAUUUGCAGGGUGGAUCUUCGACAUCACACAAAAAUACGAUUUUUCCUUUUAUAUAUGUGGCCUGCUUUACAUGGUAGGAAUACUCUUUUUGCUCAUUCAACCGUGUGUUCAGAGGAUAGAACAAUCCAGAAGAAAGUACACAGACGGUGCACACGUUUAG
Arvicola amphibius (Eurasian water vole) is the source of this 1530-nucleotide messenger RNA. RefSeq names its product solute carrier family 16 member 14 (gene Slc16a14). Gene Ontology annotation, molecular function: monocarboxylic acid transmembrane transporter activity. Gene Ontology annotation, biological process: transmembrane transport; monocarboxylic acid transport. The coding region runs from base 1 to 1530 and encodes 509 amino acids. The transcript is spliced from 4 exons. NCBI's taxonomy places the organism in Eukaryota, Metazoa, Chordata, Mammalia, Rodentia, Cricetidae. The record is from RefSeq and is a predicted model, not a curated record.